AAUGCGUAAACCGGACCCGCUUUGAAUAAAAAAGAAAACUUUACGGAAUUAAAUUAAUCUGGACAUGGAUUUUUGAAAACGGGAGAAAGCGAAUGACAGUUCCCGGAGACCGCAGCAGGAGUGGCUUUUAAAGGCUGUUUAUUGCUCGGUGGUGCGCUCCGUCCACGCGCGUCAACUGCGUUUCUAUCACUGGAUUCGACGUGUUCCCAUACAAACAACGUGCAUCACUUGACAGGAAUGAAAGGAGACAGCGAUCAUGCCUUUAAAGCGACUUGGGUCCUCCAACUUUUCUGCAUCUCUCUCCUGACUUCCUUUGGGAAAGGAGAAGAUGGGUCCUGCCAUGGAGCCUUUGAUUUGUAUUUUGUGUUGGAUCGGUCAGGCAGUGUUUCUGACAACUGGAUGGAGAUCUAUGGAUUUGUGGAACAACUUACUAAUCGUUUUGUAAGCCCGAAAAUGAGAGUGUCCUUCAUAGUCUUUUCCUCUAGUGCAGAAGUAGUCUUGCCUCUCACUGGAGACAGGGCAGCUAUUGAUAGUGGUCUGCAGAGUUUGAGCAAGAUCAGACCUGCUGGUGAUACCUACAUGCAUGAGGGGUUAAGAAAGGUAUUAAAAAAAAUGACUACCCAGGGCGCAAGAGCAUCCAGCAUCAUUAUUGCACUGACUGAUGGGAAGCUGGAGGUUUAUCUACAUGACCUUGCUGUGAAAGAGGCUGAUCAGGCUAGGCAGUACGGUGCACGAGUAUAUUGUGUUGGUGUGAAGGACUUUGAUGCAAACCAGCUUAUAGAUAUUGCAGACAGCAAAGAUCAAGUGUUUCCUGUUGUGGAUGGAUUCCAGGCCCUCAAAACCAUUGUAAAUUCGAUUUUAAAGAAGUCCUGUGUAGAGAUUUUUAACCUUGAGCCCUCCAGCAUUUGCGUCAAUGAAACAUUCAACAUUGUUUUGCGAGGAAGGGGAUUCACGCAGGGAAGAACCUCAGAUGGUGUGGUCUGCACAUUAUCUGUCAAUCAACAGGAUCCUUACAAUGAGAAGCCGAGUGCAGUGAAGGAUAAUUACGUGCUGUGUCCAGCUCCAGUGCUGACCGAGGUUGGACACUCCCUCGAUGUGCUCAUUAGUCUGAAUAAUGGCCAGUCUUUCAUUUCAAGUCCAAUCACAAUAUAUGCCACCACAUGUUCUGAUGGGAUAGUGAUAGUGAUUGUCAUCCUGAUGCUGCUGGUGUUAUUGGGUCUAAUUGUGCUCUGGUGGUUCUGGCCUCUCUGCUGCACUGUGGUAAUCAGGGAUCCACCUCCAUCUCGCCCUCCGCCUCCAUGCCCAAUACCUGAACCUGAGGAGGACCCUCUGCCGAAGAAGAAAUGGCCUACAGUGGAUGCGUCUUAUUACGGUGCCAGAGGGCCUGGUGGCAUCACCCCGAUGGAGGUUCGCUGGGGUGAGAAGGGCUCUACAGAGGAAGGGGCGCGGUUAGCGAAAGCUAAAAAUGCUGUGGUCACAAUGCCAGAGGAGGAGUUUGAAGAGCCGGUAAAAAGACCCCCACCCAGACCACCACCAACAUAUCAGGCCCCAGUCCCAGACAAAUGGUACACGCCCAUUAAAGGGCGUUUUGAUGCUGUGUUAGCAUUGCUGCGUAGACAAUACGACAGAGUUGCUAUCAUGAGACCCACAGCAAAUGACAAGAUUCAUUCAGGGGCGCUGCAUCAAAUUCACCCGGGUUCAGAGUCAUUAACCAAACACAAAGUGUCCUUUACUUUAAAGUACGUUCAGACAAGGAUUGGGGAAUCCACAGCUGUAUGAACUGUACUUCUGAAUUAAAACCUUUGAGUUUUAAAUCUUAAUGUAUAAAUCUAUCCUGCUGAUUUUUUUCUGCAUGUCUUUGAAUAUGGUUUUUUAACUUUAACAAUUAAUUUUUUUUGAAGGUUUUCUAGUUACAAAUCAAUACAGUGCCUUCUUGUGAGUGUAUUAUGAAUGGGUUUGUCAAGGAAAGAAAAUGUAAAUUAUCAUAAUUUCAUCAUUAUUAGUAAAGGU
Messenger RNA from Sinocyclocheilus anshuiensis, 2010 nucleotides. RefSeq names its product anthrax toxin receptor 2-like. The transcript has 19 exons. Bases 238 to 1779 code for a protein of 513 amino acids. NCBI's taxonomy places the organism in Eukaryota, Metazoa, Chordata, Actinopteri, Cypriniformes, Cyprinidae. Gene Ontology annotation, molecular function: transmembrane signaling receptor activity. Gene Ontology annotation, cellular component: cell surface; plasma membrane. The record is from RefSeq and is a predicted model, not a curated record.